UUGAUUGAAAGGCCAAAAAUACUCCAUAAUCCACAGCUUACCAAAAUUCACGACCAUUGAUUCAAGUGAGAUAGGGGAUGGUAGGGUGAUAUAAAUUAGCCCCUCAAAGAGUUGCUUAAGGUCUCUCACUACAAAUUCUACAAGGAAGUUAUUAGUUAAGAGAGUGCAGUGUGUGAAACAAAUUAAAUGGCUUCCUCUAUGCUCUCCAACGCCGCGGUGGCUACCACCGUUGUCAACCGCAAUGCUGGUGCUCAAGCUAGCAUGGUUGGGUUGAAAUCUGUUGCAGCUUUCCCACUUACCAAGAAGUCUACCAAUGACCUCUCUUCCCUCCCAACCAACGGUGGAAGAGUUCAAUGCAUGAAGGUAUGGCCAACACAAAACAUGAAGAGGUACGAGACUCUAUCGUACCUUCCACCUCUUACCACAGACCAGUUGGCGCGACAGGUCGAUUACCUUCUUAACAAUAAAUGGGUUCCUUGCUUAGAAUUCGAGACUGAACAUGGAUUUGUAUACCGUGAGCACCACAAUUCCCCAGGGUACUAUGACGGUCGUUACUGGACAAUGUGGAAGUUGCCGAUGUUCGGGUGCACUGACCCGGCCCAGGUUUUGAAUGAGCUCGAAGAAUGCAAGAAGGAGUACCCCAACGCCUUCAUCCGUAUCAUUGGAUUCGACAGCAACCGUCAAGUCCAAUGUGUCAGUUUCAUUGCCUACAAGCCUGAAGGCUACUAAGUAAGGAGUACUAUACUCCGUGUAUUUGAUUCUUUUUUUCCCGCAAUUUUUGUUGUUGAAUUGCAUAAUGUAUUUGGAGAGAAUUCUUCAUUGAAUAUUUAAAGAAAAUCAUUCCUAUCCUA
Spinacia oleracea (spinach) is the source of this 851-nucleotide messenger RNA. RefSeq names its product ribulose bisphosphate carboxylase small subunit, chloroplastic 2-like. The transcript is spliced from 3 exons. Bases 187 to 729 code for a protein of 180 amino acids. NCBI's taxonomy places the organism in Eukaryota, Viridiplantae, Streptophyta, Magnoliopsida, Caryophyllales, Amaranthaceae. The record is from RefSeq and is a predicted model, not a curated record.